Messenger RNA from Rotaria socialis, 2094 nucleotides. The record is from the annotation of a GenBank genome assembly. Lineage: Eukaryota; Metazoa; Rotifera; Eurotatoria; Philodinida; Philodinidae.
AUGAACAAAAUAAUUAUUAUUUUAACCAUUUAUCUUACUCAUAUAAGUAUUGUUGGCUCUCACUGGUUCUGGAGUAGUGAUGAAGAACAACAGGAAGCUUCUAAGCCGCCAAGAAGCCCUAAAGAUCUUGCACCAGUGAUUGGUAUCGAUCUUGGUACAACGUAUUCAUGUGUGGCUAUUUUCAAAUCUUGUCAUGCAGAAGUUAUUGAAAACGAUCAAGGCAAUCGAAUAACACCAUCGUAUGUAACUUUUACACCGAAUGGUGAACGAUAUAUUGGUGAUGCUGCCAAAAACCUUCUUACAUCGAAUCCUCAGAAUACAAUAUUUCAUAUGAAACGAUUAAUUGGUCGUAAUUUUGAUGAUCCAUCCAUACAGAAAGAUUUAAAAUAUUUUCCAUUUUCCGUGUUCAGAAAGGAUGAUAAACCAGUUGUGAAAGUAAAAACUGCGUCAGGUGAUAAAUUAUUUACUCCCGAAGAGAUUUCAGCAAUGGUACUUGGUAAAAUGCGUGAGAUCGCUGAAACUUAUCUUGGUAAAAAAGUGAAAAAUGCUGUUGUGACUGUACCUGCUUAUUUCAAUGAUGUACAACGGCAGGCAACAAAAGAUGCUGGUACAAUAGCUGGUUUGAAUGUUGUAAGAAUUAUUAAUGAGCCAACAGCAGCAGCCAUCGCAUAUGGUCUAGAUAGAUUGAGAAAAGAAGAAGGUUCCAAGAAUAUUCUUGUUUUCGAUUUGGGUGGAGGAACAUUUGAUGUUUCACUUUUAACAUUUGAAGAUGGUACGUUUCAAGUACUUGCUACUAAUGGUGAUACACAUCUAGGCGGUGAAGAUUUUGAUUUGCGUGUUAUGGAGUAUUUUAUUCAUUUGUUCGAAGAGAAGACUAACAAAGAUGUACGAGGCGAUGUUCGCGCUUUACAAAAACUUCGUCGUGAAGUCGAAAAAGCCAAACGAACAUUGUCAACAGAAAUUGAAACAAAAAUUGAAAUUGAAUCAUUUUUUCCCAAUGAGGAUUUUCAUGAAAAACUGACACGCGCUAAAUUCGAAGAUCUUAACAUGGAUCUAUUUCGUUCGACACUAAAGCCUGUUCAAAAUGUUCUUCAAGAUGCUGGUCUGAAGAAUGCUGACAUUGAUGAAAUAAUUCUCGUUGGUGGAUCGACAAAAAUACCAAUGAUUCGCAAAAUUAUCAGAGAAUAUUUUAAUGGAAAAGCACCAUCACAUAAUAUCAAUCCAGAUGAAGUAGUCGGUGAGCAAAAGCUGAAUGAAAAUAAGGAAAUUUUAUAUUUAUAUCCUGACUAUAACUUUGUGUUUGUUACAGCUUAUGGUGCGGCUAUACAAGGAGCAAUUCUAUCCAAGGAAGAAUGUACUCAAGAUAUUGGCUUAUUAGAUAUAUGUCCAUUGACCAUGGGUAUUGAAACGAAAGGUGGGGUUCUGUCGACGAUUAUUCCAAAAAAUACGGUAAUACCAGCAAUAAAGACGGAAGAUUUUACAACAACAGUCGAUCAUCAAACAUCAGUUAGCAUUCAAGUGUUUGAAGGUGAACGAUCGAUGGCAAAAGAGAAUCAUUUUUUGGGUGAUUUUGAGCUCACUGGUAUUCCACCAGCACCAAGAGGGCAAGCGAAGAUUGCUGUUACUUUUCACAUUGAUGUCAAUGGUAUUCUCGAGGUCACUGCUGAAGAUAAAGAUGGAAGAAAUAAGAAAACCAUUGUUAUUAAUACAGAUAAAAACCGUUUAUCAUCCAAUGAAAUUGAUCGAAUGAUAAAAGAAGCAGAAAAAUUUGCAGAACAAGACAAAAAAUUCAGAGAUCAAAUAAAUGCGAGAAAUAAUCUCGAAUCAUAUGUCUAUUUUGUGAAAAAUCGAGUGGCCAAUAACAAGGAACUAUCUGAUAAGCUAUCAUCGGCAGAUAAGAAGACAUUAGAAAGUUCUAUUGAAGAUCAAACCAAAUGGCUUGAAUUGAAUCCAGAUGCUAAAAUAGGUCAACUUCGAGUACAUCUAAAGCAAUUCCAGGAUAUUGUGAAACCAAUCAUGGAUAAAUUGUUGAUAGAUACCGCAAAUUUAGGUGGCAAUUUAAGAUCUUCGAAUCAAUCUCAUGAUGAUUUGUAA